This is a messenger RNA of Sphaeroforma arctica JP610, 342 nucleotides long. RefSeq lists its product as hypothetical. The record is from RefSeq and is a predicted model, not a curated record. The transcript has 2 exons. Bases 1 to 342 code for a protein of 113 amino acids. NCBI's taxonomy places the organism in Eukaryota, Ichthyosporea, Ichthyophonida.
AUGGGCGAAUCUGUGGCAAAUGGUUCACCUGAGAUAGCACUAACGCUUAAACGCACGAAUGGACUAACCCGUAUCAGACACGCAAGCAUGUACGUAUACACACACGCCAUUGUUAAUGAGCGUUCGCCUUCGCUUCUUCUGCAGAUGAUGAUGUCUAGGGGCGCCAAGGGCUCUGUCAGUGUGGGUCCAACACGUACACAGCCACCUAAGGUACACACACACAAUCAAAUCAACGCAAGUGCCAACGACAACACGUGCAGAGCCACUCAAGGUACUCAAUCAACGCACGCACUACCAAACAAACAGAACAAACAGUGCUGCGAUGGGAUCAUGUUGCACUGA